Molecule: messenger RNA, 642 nt
Organism: Trypanosoma theileri
Lineage: Eukaryota; Euglenozoa; Kinetoplastea; Trypanosomatida; Trypanosomatidae
Exons: 1
Source: RefSeq, a predicted model, not a curated record
AUGGUCCUGGUGCCAAACGAGCUGUAUAUGAACACUCUCUGGAAAAACACGCUGUUGCUCCAGGACGCAGUGACAGGUGCAAAUGUGACUGAUAUGAACAGUGUGUUCCUGGUGAAGUGCCCAUACGGUGGGUGUCCACGAGAGACACUAAACAGUGGUGAGCAGGCAGUGAGGGUUGAUGUGUGUACUGGGACCGCUGUCACGGAUCGUGUGUACUUGUCUGCUAAGGGUGGGCCCUUCUCUGCAACAACAGGUGACUACGCUGUCUGCGCGGAUUACGGUGCAGAGGUUGGUAUGUCUCCCGCUGCACUUCCAGUAAGAGUAUUGCAGGAUCCCUUUGUUUUCAAUGCCACUGUGAUUACAAACACGUUGGUGACGAUUGAUGUGCGUGGGGGUGAUCUCUCAUGGAGGCAGGAACCAUAUGAAGUGUGUGCGGUGCCGCCGAAUACACCGUGUGAGUCUGUGGCUACUGCUCGAGAUUCUGUGUGUGUGAGUGGUAGCACCCCAAAUUCCCCGUCUGUUGAUGUUGACAUCUCGAGUCUGUACAGUCUGUAUAAACUGGGUGCUGACAAUGUGACCUUUUGCUUUGUUGCAUCUGAUGUGACAUUUAACGGUCGCCGUUAUGUUUGGUCGCAUGAUGUG